This is a messenger RNA of Lachancea meyersii CBS 8951, 6636 nucleotides long. The record is from the annotation of a GenBank genome assembly. NCBI's taxonomy places the organism in Eukaryota, Fungi, Ascomycota, Saccharomycetes, Saccharomycetales, Saccharomycetaceae.
AUGUCAGGUAGGUUUCAGGGCUCAAAUACCGCGAAGUUUGUUAAAAAUACAGGCAAUGGGCGUUCCAAAAACCCGCAGCAAACAAUGGUGAACUCUACAGCACAGCAACUGAUAGAAACGCUGAAAAAGGAUGAAAUAGACACCAUGAUGGGCUUCGAGCGAUACAUAGCACCCCAAUUUAGUGGGAGGAUCAAAAACUGGCAGGAAACACCGGGUAGAGUGGGCUGGCUUGUCAAUAUGCAUCCGACAAUGGUUUCCGAGGAUUUCGCAAGCUCGGGCUCCAACGGCGGGCUGCCCUCUACAGGUUCGGGAAUCUCGGGUGUAGAUUUCUAUUUUUUAGACGAAGAAGGUGGAGGGUUCAAAAGCACACUUACGUUUGAUCCAUAUUUCUUGGUAGCGUGUCGCGACGAAUCUCGAGUUCAUGAUGUCGAGGAGUUUUUGAAAAAACACCUGGAGCAUUGUCUGAAAAAAGUCGAAACCGUGGUGAAAAACGAUCUGUCGCUAGGCAGUCCACUCGCAGGUCUCAACAAGGUACUACUCAAACUAACGUUUUCUAAUACCAGUAAUUUGUUUGAAGCGCGCCGAACUUUGAGACCCAUAAUUUUGGACAACGAGACGAACCAUUUACAGAGAUCCAUGUACAGCUCUACUUCAGGCAUUGUAGAGGAUACCAAAAGGCUUAUAUCCGACAUCCGAGAAUACGAUGUGCCCUUUCAUGUGCGUGUGGCGAUCGAUAAUGACGUUCGAGUCGGCAAAUGGUAUAAAGUGACGUCGCGCGGAUUCUUGGAGGUUGCUGAAAAAGUGGCAUUCGCUGAUCCAGUUGUCUUGGCUUUCGACAUUGAGACAACAAAAGCACCCUUGAAAUUUCCUAUAGCUACGGUGGAUCAAAUUAUGAUGAUAUCAUAUAUGAUAGACGGGGAAGGGUACUUGAUAACUAAUCGAGAAAUCAUAUCCGAGGACAUCGAAGAUUUCGAAUAUUCUCCAAAACCAGAGUAUCCUGGGUUUUUUACCAUAUUCAAUGAGGCAGACGAGCUUGCGCUUCUCGAAAGAUUUUUUGAGCACAUUAGAGACGUUCGACCUACUGUCAUUUCAACAUUUAAUGGUGAUUUUUUCGAUUGGCCAUUUGUCGAAACUAGAGCCAAGAUCAAUGGUCUUGACAUGUUCCAAGAAAUCGGGUUCGCAGUCGAUUCCGAAGGUGAGUACAAAUCGACGUACUGUGCGCAUAUGGAUUGUUUCAGAUGGGUCAAGCGUGACUCCUACCUUCCACAAGGUUCACAGGGCUUGAAAGCCGUCACACAAGCCAAAUUGGGAUACAACCCCAUCGAGCUUGACCCAGAAUUGAUGACACCUUACGCCUACGAAAAACCGCAAUUGCUGUCGGAGUACUCUGUGUCUGACGCAGUUGCGACAUACUAUCUAUACAUGAAAUAUGUGCAUCCUUUCGUUUUCUCGCUAUGCACUAUUAUUCCUCUGAAUCCUGAUGAAGUUCUGCGAAAAGGUACAGGUACUCUUUGCGAAAUGUUACUGACAGUUCAAGCAUACAAGGGUGACAUAUUGCUGCCGAACAAGCACACAGAUCCAAUUGAAAGAUUUUAUGAUGGGCAUUUGUUAGAAUCAGAGACUUACGUUGGUGGGCACGUAGAAUCUUUGGAAGCAGGUGUCUUUAGAAGCGACAUCAAAAACGAUUUCAAAAUUGACCCGGAAAUGAUAGAUGAUUUGCUGAAUGACCUACCGCAUGCUCUUAAGUUUUGCGUCGAAGUUGAGAACAAUUGCAAACUUGAAGACGUCACCAAUUAUGAGGAGAUUGAAGAGCAAAUCAAGAACCAGCUGGUAGAUUUCAAAACAAACACUAAAAGAAAUGAAUUUCCUCUAAUUUACCACGUUGACGUAGCAUCCAUGUAUCCCAACAUUAUGAUUACCAAUCGUUUGCAGCCAGAUAGUGUCAAGAGUGACCGUGAUUGCGCAGGUUGUGAUUUCAACCGUCCUGGUAAGGCAUGCGAUAGAAAGUUACAGUGGUCAUGGAGAGGAGAAUACUUUCCAUCCAAAAUGGAUGAAUAUAGCAUGGUAAAGAGAGCGCUGCAAAACGAGACGUUUUCCAAUAAAAAUAAGAAAUCAUUUAAAAAGCUUCUUUCAUUCGAAGAACUGAGCUACAGCGACCAGGUAGCCCAUAUCAAGAAAAGACUUACAGAAUAUUCAAGAAAAGUAUACCACAGGGUGAAAUCGUCUGAAGUUGUUGAGAGAACUGCUAUUAUUUGCCAGCGAGAGAACCCUUUUUAUGUGAAUACUGUCAGAUCUUUCAGAGACAGAAGAUACGAGUUCAAAGGACUGGCAAAAACGUGGAAACAGAAACACGCAGCCAUUGACAGUGAUCAAAAGCAUGAAAGAGACGAGGCGAAAAAAAUGAUCAUUCUCUAUGACUCUUUACAACUUGCGCAUAAGGUCAUUUUGAACUCUUUUUACGGAUACGUCAUGAGAAAGGGAUCAAGGUGGUAUUCAAUGGAGAUGGCGGGCAUUACUUGUCUGACCGGAGCUACAAUCAUUCAAAUGGCCAGAUCCGUUGUAGAAAAGAUUGGAAGACCAUUGGAGCUGGACACAGACGGUAUUUGGUGUAUCAUACCUCAAUCUUUUCCUGAUAAUUAUCAGUUCAAGUUAAAAAACGGCAAAAAGCUCUUUCUAUCUUACCCAUGCUCCAUGUUGAACUACAAAGUACACCAAAAGUUCACAAACCAUCAAUAUCAAAAUUUGGUGGACCCCGUCAAUCACCGAUACGAGAUUGGGAGUGACAAUUCGAUUUUCUUUGAGGUAGAUGGUCCUUACAAAGCUAUGGUUCUUCCAACGUCAAAAGAAGAAGGCAAGGGCAUUAAAAAAAGAUACGCAGUCUUCAAUAAUGAUGGUUCCUUAGCUGAGUUAAAAGGUUUCGAGCUUAAAAGAAGAGGAGAACUGCAACUAAUCAAAAAUUUCCAAAGCGACAUUUUCAAGGUUUUUUUGGAUGGCGAUUCAUUAGAGGGCUGCUAUGCAUCAGUUGCUUUGGUUGCAAACAGAUGGCUUGACGUUUUAGAUUCUAAAGGUGUUAUGCUAGAAGAUGAAGAUCUAAUAGAUCUUAUUUGCGAAAACAGAAGCAUGUCUAAAACUCUGAAAGAGUAUGAAGGUCAAAAAUCCACGUCUAUCACAACCGCUAAAAGGUUAGGUGAGUUUCUCGGUGAAGAAAUGGUAAAAGACAAAGGGUUACAAUGUAAGUACAUUAUUAGCUCCCGUCCAGUGAAUGCGCCCGUCACUGAGCGUGCAAUUCCCGUUGCCAUCUUCUCUGCCGACUUGAGCUUGAAGAGAGUAUUUUUGAGGAGAUGGCUGGUCGAUUCUUCGUUGGAAAAUUUCGACCCCAGAGCGAUAAUAGACUGGGAAUACUACAGGGAAAGACUGGCGUCUGUUGUACAGAAAAUCAUCACUAUACCUGCUGCAUUGCAAAACGUGAAAAACCCUGUCCCAAGGGUUGAACAUCCCGAAUGGCUCAGAAAGAAGAUUGCAACUAGUGAAGACAAAUUUAAGCAAGCGUCACUGAAUUCGUUUUUCAAGAAGGCUACACCAAAACCGGCUCUUACCGAUAUUGAAGAAGCAUUCAAAGAGCAGCCGCUUGCAGUGGCGAAUCGCAGAGUCGCAAAAGUGACAUCCAAGCGUAGUUCGAAGCGGAAAACCGCAGACGCAGAGGAGAAAGAGGCUGCUUUGGUUCUUCCUUCAGUAAUGCCAUCUAUGACAGAAGACUAUGUGGCUUGGCUUUCAUAUCAGAAAAUAAAGUGGAAAAUUCAAGACCGCGAUCGCCAGCGGAGAACACAGCUCUUUGGUGAUCGCACGAGGGCCAAUCAAAGAAGCGCCUUAGGUAACAUAAUGCGGAAACAUGCUGAAUCUUAUGCCAAUUCUACCUGGGAGAUAUUAGAAUACAAAGAGACGCUAGAGCCGGGGGUACUAGAUGUUUCGGUUCUUCUAAAUGGUAAAGUUCACAAACUGAAAUUCAUCAUUCCAAAGAGUGUUUACAUCAAUUUCAAGUCCAAAACACUUCCAGUUAGAGGGAUCGAAAACUGCACAGUUGAAAAGUCCACAGCCCUUCUACCUAAUAACGCUACAGCAAGUUUUGAAGAUCCCAGCCCUCUUUUUAAACUCACUCUCUCAGAAGACUCGUAUUUGCAGGAAACUAGCAGGCCAUCAAGUCUUUUCAAUCACGAUCAAGUCUUGGGCAUAUAUGAGUCUUCGAUCACAUCAGCUGAGCGAGCCAUUCUGGAACUAGGAUCUGUGGUGGAAUUUGACUCAAGUGUCAUUGGUGCAUUAGGCAAAGGUCUACAGAAGGGUUUCGAUCCGAAAAACCUACACCCAGUAUCGCCCCAGCGCUACUUAAACAAAUUUUCCAUCAGCGUGGGAUAUCUGCUGCAUAUGACAACUAACCUCGGCUACGAGUUCUUUGUUUCAUAUAAGAGCUGGAACUCGGAGGCAGAUAUUUUUGUGCUGAAACCCUCAACUAACGCUCAGGAAUUCAGUGUGAGUGCUUUGCAGUCUAUAUUCAAAGAGCUUCACUCACAAAAAUCUGAGAAACUGGAUCGAUUUUACGAUCUGAUGAAAAUACCUUCUAACUUUGACAUCAAAAUGCAUUCUUUUAUCGACUUGAGGGUUCUGUAUCGCAAGUUAUCCUCAAUGAUCAACAAAAUUAAUGAAGAAAAAGGAUCGCAGCUUUUGAUGCUACUUUCUUCGCCAUACUGUCAAAAGCUGAGACAUGUAAUCAAGCCGCUCCGUCAAAUACCUACUGUCGAAAUGUCCUCCGCCGAAGCCCAUUUUCCACAAUUGAAUUGGCAGGUUCCAGUGAUGAAACGAAUUUCCAACCAUAUCCUAAGUCUUGGAUCAUGGCUACACAACCUGAUAUCUUUAUCUCGUUACAGCAAUAUACCUAUUUGCAACAUCAGACUUGACAAAAUGUCUUUCGUCAUCGACGUAAUGUACGCGAGAAGCCUAAAAAAGAGUAACAUUGUUCUUUGGUGGAACGAUGUAAAUCCCAUACCCGAUCUUGGUGGAAAAGAGAGAGACUUCGAUCCUCACAUGGCCUCUUUGAUGAGUGACCUCGAUCUCUUUGUCAUAAACUCGCCAUCCAUAUAUGACAGUGUUACAUUGGAGUUUGAAAUGAGCAACCUAACAGUGAACACUGUGCUAACUUCUGCCGUGAUCAAUGAAGCGGAGGGCAGCGACUUGAUGGAGGUAGAUAAUUCCAGUUCUGAUGUCCUACGAACCACCACGAAUAAAGCGUUCGUGGAAGAUAGUUUUGCAAGCGCUUCCCUGUCAGUGCUGAGAGCUCUUCUCAAAACCUUUUGGGAUAGCGCCCUGGAAGAAAACGAAACGGCAGACUCUCUGGUGCAUACUUUCAUUCAUUGGGUUCAGUCCCCAGACUCAAAGCUGUUCGACUACGCGUUGAAGUACCAUGUUCAUAAUCUCACCAAGAAAGCUAUUUUACAGCUCAUGAAUGUAUGCAAAAACCUUGGGUCCGAAGUGGUUUAUGCGGACCGUGGAAAACUUCUCCUGAAGACGAAAAAGAUAACGGUUGAAAGCUGCUAUGCGUACAGUCAGUAUAUCGUUAAGGCUAUCAGAACUUCACCUUUGUUUGGUCUUCUAGAUUUAUCAAUCCGCAGGUAUUGGGACUUGCUUCUGUGGAUUGAUCCGCAUAACUUCGGAGGCAGAGCAUGUAUCGAUAUUGUUGAUCAAGAGCGCCAAGAUCUUCGAGCAUACUCAGAAUGGCACAUCAAGAGUUUCCUGCCCAGGAUCUACCAGCAAGAAUUUGACGACUGGAUGAUGGUUAUACUGGAUAGUAUGGUGAAGUCGAAGGAGGAAUAUCAUGGUGACAACAGAGACUCACAGCGUUUGACUCAGCUGUCUCGCGAGGGGGUUGUGUUGGAGAAAGAUGAAGAAGAGAGCGGUGUGCUCACCGGAUUCACAAAUCGUUUCGGCUCUGCUUUAAUAAAGCGGAUGGAAAAGCUGUUACGGACACAGAAAGAAUGCAUUUUGGACCCAAAUUUCAUGCCCGACUACACUCCGCCAGUACUUCCCGGUUCACACCUUAAAAUUAGAAACCCACUCCUCGAGCUUGUCAAAUAUUUGUGCCACAUCAUGCUCUUAUCCGAAGACCACAAAUUAGAGGUCCGUGGUUUGCGGAAAAGCUUGCUGAAGGUCUUUGAAGUGCGCGAGUUUGAUUGGGAGGCUGAAUUCAAAAACCCAAGCUCGUCACUCGAGGUCAGCAACUUGGCCUGUGAACAUUGUAGCUUCAUUACAGAUCUGGAUUUCUGCAAACAAGAUAGUGUCGUCCAUUUAAGUUGUGAACAGUGUCGGAAACCCUUCAAUCCCACGCUUUUGCAAGAAUAUUUGAUUCAAACGCUACAAAUUGAUUUACAAAACUACUACAUGCAAGAUCUCAGAUGUGCCAAAUGCGGCAAAGUGAAAGACGACUUGAUGUCUGCUCAUUGCCCGUGUUCCGGUAGCUGGAAGAACUCCAUUUCAGAAAAGGAUUUGACUCAAAAAUUGACCACAUAUCAAAGAGUUGCAAGGUAUUUUGAGUUCGAAUUGCUGAGCUCAACGAUCAAUGAGCUGGUAACAGGAGUUACUUUGGCAUGA